AUGUCUCAUUCAAUUGGUGUCGAAAAGUAUGCUAGCUGGAGUAAAGAAGAAUUAAUUGCAAAACUACUAAAUUAUGAGACUGGUCACCAAAUUCAACGCGAUUCUAUUUUAACAACCAAAACCACGGUAGCUUCUAUAUCAUGUGACAACACAACUCUUAAAAAACCUAGCAAAAAAAGUCCUCGGCCGUUUGAUAUAUCAAAAUAUUCAAAGAGGCAUAUAGCACUCAAAAUAGCAUAUUUUGGCUGGAAUUAUCAUGGUUUUGCAGCGAAUAUUGACGAACAAAAUUUUCCAACUAUCGAAGGACACUUGCAUUCUGCUCUCUUGCGCUCAAGAAUGAUAUCGGAUCCUACCAAUUGUAAUUUUUCUAAAUGUGGCAGAACAGAUAAGGGCGUUAGUAGUUUAGGACAAGUUAUUGCUCUAGAUGUUAGAUCAAAUCUUCCACGAGAUUCUCCUCUUGUAUUGCCAACUAUAUCAAUGGAUGAUAACACACCCAAAGAGCAAGAUGAUGUUAAAGGUGAACAAAAAUUGAUUGAAGAAAUUCCUUAUAUUGAAACACUCAACCGUUUACUUCCAGACGACAUAAGAAUAAUUGCUUGGGCAUCAAUAAAUCCUGAUUUUAGUGCAAGACACAAUUGUCGUUUCCGACAUUACAAAUAUUUUUUUGUAAAAGGAAAUUUAGACAUUGAUUUAAUGCGCGAUGCAGCAAAUCGGUUCCUUGGAACUCAUGAUUUUCGUAAUUUUUGUAAAAUUGAUGGGGCAAAACAGAUCGAUAACUUUGAUCGUACAAUACUUCAUGUAGGUAUUGAUCUAGUACAGGAUCAACAAAAUUUUUCGACAGAUGAAUUUUAUGUGUUUAACUUGAAAGGAACAGCUUUUUUAUGGCAUCAGGUUAGAUGUAUGAUGGCGAUUUUGUUCUUGGUUGGUCAAAAACUGGAAGAGCCUUCUAUUAUAAAUGACCUUUUAGAUAUUAAAAAAACACCAGCGAAACCAAUUUACAAUAUGGCUAGUGAGUUGCCUUUAGUAUUGUACGAUUGUCAAUAUGACGAUGUGAAAUGGUGUUACGGUCGAGACGAUAAUAUGUUUAAUACGCUUUCUAAACUUUAUAAACACAUUUACGAACAAUGGUAUGUUCAUGCUACAAAAUCUUUACUAUUUUCAACAUUAUUGAAUGAUCUUGGCAAUACGUCUUUGAAAAAAUUUAUUCCCCCUGGACAAGAAUUACAAGAUUUCACUACAAACAUCGAACAAACGCUCAAAGAAUUAGUUUCUUCUGAGAUUAAUAUGUCAUCUGGUAACUUAUCGAACACUAUUACUGGCGGCGGUAAGGAAUUGAGAGUUCGAAAUUAUGUAAAAAUUGCAAAUCGUGAGACAUGUGACUCAGUGGAAAGUAAAAAUGAAAAAUAUAAAAGAAAGAGAAUUAAAUUAGAAUGA
This is a messenger RNA of Dentiscutata erythropus, 1434 nucleotides long. NCBI's taxonomy places the organism in Eukaryota, Fungi, Glomeromycota, Glomeromycetes, Diversisporales, Gigasporaceae. The record is from the annotation of a GenBank genome assembly.